Molecule: messenger RNA, 651 nt
Organism: Lolium rigidum
Lineage: Eukaryota; Viridiplantae; Streptophyta; Magnoliopsida; Poales; Poaceae
Product: nudix hydrolase 21, chloroplastic-like
Exons: 1
Coding region: 166-651 (161 amino acids)
Cellular component (GO): nucleus; cytoplasm
Molecular function (GO): pyrophosphatase activity
Source: RefSeq, a predicted model, not a curated record
UGCUCAUCCAAUCCAUCCUACUGGCAGAUCCAAAGAUAGCGCGACAGAGCUCCAUAUCUCAGACAGAAUCUCUCCUCCUGCCCCCUCGAGGAGCUCGCAGCUGAGCGAACGAUCCAAUCCAAGAAACCAAGAAACCAACAACAGAUCGAUCUUUGACGCAUACCCAUGGCGGCGGUGAUGGUUGCGAGGCAGGGGCGGGACCUGCAGCGGUACAGCCCGAGCACCGGCGGCCGCAUCGUGGUCGGCUGCAUCCCCUACCGGGCCCGUUCGGACGGCGAGGUGGAGGUGCUGGUGAUCUGCUCGCGCAAGAAGGGCGCCAGCGCGGGCGUCAUGUUCCCCAAGGGCGGGUGGGAGCUGGACGAGUCCAUCGAGGAGGCGGCGCGCCGCGAGGCGCUCGAGGAGGCCGGCGUGCGCGGCGAGACGGGCGCCAGCCUGGGGAGCUGGUACUACCGGAGCCGCCGCUACGACGCCACAUACGAGGGGCUCAUGUUCCCGCUGCGCGUCACCGACGAGCUGGAGCACUGGCCGGAGAUGUCCGGGCGGGGGCGGACCUGGGUCUCCGUGCGGGAGGCCAUGGACCGGUGCCCGCACUGGUGGAUGCGCGAGGCGCUCCAGCGGUUCGCUGACCGCCUCGCCGCCGCCGACUUGUAG